GCUGUUAUUAUCCAUUUUUCUUCUUCUUCUCCACUCCAUAUUAUUCUCAUACACAGAGACAGAAAGAAGUCGAAUUAAAUGGCAAUAAUGUCCUUAGUCUCAGUUCCAAGUACAACACCGACGUCACCCCAUCAAACCCUUCUCUCUCAACCACGUCCUGCUCAUUAUUACAGCUACACUAACAUCAACUCACCUCUUGUAAAAUUCAGAUACCCUUCUUCUAAUACCUUUAUCUGUUCCUCUUCUUCUUCCUCAUCUUCACCGUCUGUUGUAGAAGAAGAAAAAGAAGAAAAUGGCGGUCCUUUUACUUCUUCAGUCAAGGAUGACGACGAUCUUCCGAAUCCCCAACGCUCCGUCUCUGUAAAUGCUGACGACAUUCCUCUCGGGGGCUGUAAGGCGUGUGGGCGACCGGAGGUUGAGAGAGGCUGCAAUGGAGAGGGAAGGAUUCAAGGUGGGAUUGCAACAGUUCCAGGGUUUGGUUGGUGGCCAAUAAAGGCUUACAGGCCCUGCCCUGGAUAUGUGGCAUCUGGUGGUAGGUAUAGACGACAAGGGCAAAGCCUGGAUGAUAUUGUUUCCGGAUCAGGGAAGUCAGCGCCAGCAACUUCUCCAGUGAGUAGCACCAAGGUCGAGUCCAAGCCCAGCAAGAAAAGGCGAGAUCCCAGGAAAUUUAAGAAGUAGCAUCAACAAAGAGAGAUGUGCUUGGUUAUGGAUCAAUCCAUUUCCAAUCUUUAUACAGGAUCACAAGUUUUGACGUUCAUUGUCUUUUUACUGUAUAUGGUAUCUAUCUACUAUCUUAUGCUAGCCAAUUUUCAAUCUCUGGAUAUGAUUUUAAUGAUGAAAUUUUAGUUUAAAAUUAUACA
Molecule: messenger RNA, 860 nt
Organism: Mercurialis annua (annual mercury)
Lineage: Eukaryota; Viridiplantae; Streptophyta; Magnoliopsida; Malpighiales; Euphorbiaceae
Exons: 3
Coding region: 79-678 (199 amino acids)
Cellular component (GO): chloroplast
Source: RefSeq, a predicted model, not a curated record